Papaver somniferum (opium poppy) is the source of this 2586-nucleotide messenger RNA. Its product is annotated as putative receptor-like protein kinase At4g00960. Gene Ontology annotation, biological process: protein phosphorylation. NCBI's taxonomy places the organism in Eukaryota, Viridiplantae, Streptophyta, Magnoliopsida, Ranunculales, Papaveraceae. The record is from RefSeq and is a predicted model, not a curated record. Gene Ontology annotation, molecular function: ATP binding; protein kinase activity. Bases 71 to 2149 code for a protein of 692 amino acids. The transcript is spliced from 7 exons.
AACCAGCCCCACCCUUGAUGACUGUGGUUGAUUGAGUUAUUACAAAAACCAGAAACUAAAAAAAUACUGUAUGAUCAUCAGAAAAACAAAAAACAUGGGUUGUUUUAAUCUACUAAUCUUCUUCAUCUACUUGUUUUCUCUCUCAAAGUUACUGAUCAUACAACACACAACAGCACAGGAUUAUGUUUACCACUUCUGUUUAGGAAAUAAUUAUACGACUAACAGUACAUUUCAAAAGAACCUCAAUAUUCUUCUACCUACUCUCUCAUCAGCCAACACUUCAGAAAUAAGAAAUGGAUACUAUAACGCCACGGUGGGAAGAAAUUCCGACACGAUUUACGGUUCUUUACAGUGUAGAGGUGAUACUUCAUCAGAAGAUUGUCAAGCUUGUGCUGAAACUGCAGCUAAAGGUAUCAUUACAGAAGACAGAUGUCCAGUUUCUAAACAAGCAAUUAUUUUGUAUGAUGUAUGUAUGUUAAGGUAUUCGAAUCAAUAUUACUUCAAUAUAAUGCAACAGAGUCCAGAAGUUUAUUUAUGGAACACUAACAACGUUACCGAUCCAGAUAAGUUUAAUCCAAUUUUAGGCGAUUUAAUGAGGGGUUUAGUGGAAAACGCUACUUCACCCGGUUCUUCAAAUUUUGCUACCGCGGAUACAAGUUUUGAUGAUUUCAGAAGAGUAUAUGGGCUAGUACAAUGUACUGUUGAUAUAUCCUCGAGUAGUUGCAAUCGAUGUCUCGUUGGAGCUAUAGCUGAGUUACCGAAUUGUUGCGACGGGAAACAAGGUGGAAGGGUUAUUAGACCAAGUUGUAAUUUUAGAUAUGAAAUAUAUCCUUUUGUUCAAUCUACGGUUCCUCCUUCGCCGCCUCCACUUUCUCUUUUAACUCCUCCUCCUCUCAAUUUACCGCCAUCAACAACGAAUACGAGUACAACUACACCAAACUCAAAGAGAAAUUCAUCCAUACUAGUUGUUAGUAUAGUCAUUCCUUCUGUUAUCGCAGUGCUUUGCACCAUCGCCUUUUGGUUUUUCUGUUUCCGGAGAAAGAGAACAAAGACACAGAAGUUUGACAAUGUGGAUGAUGAGAUGGGAAGCACAGAACUGCAAUUCAACUUCAGUACAAUAAGUGCCGCAACAGACAACUUCUCUGAAGCUAAUAAACUUGGAGAAGGUGGAUUUGGGUCUGUUUAUAAGGGUAUAAUUUCUGACAGAGAAGAAAUAGCCGUGAAGAGGCUAUCAAAAAACUCAGGCCAAGGUGAACAAGAGUUCAAGAAUGAAGUUACUUUAGUAGCUAAACUUCAGCACAGAAAUCUUGUCAGGCUUCUAGGUUUCUGUAUAGAUGGUGAAGAAAAAUUACUCGUCUAUGAAUUCAUGCCAAAUGGAAGCCUUGACCAAUUCCUUUUCGAUCCGAGUAAGUGUACACUUCUGGAUUGGGAAAGACGAUACAAGAUAAUAGGAGGGAUUGCUAGAGGCCUUCUCUAUCUUCAUGAGGAAUCUCGACUCAAAAUUAUUCAUCGAGAUCUCAAAGCUAGCAAUAUACUAUUAGAUAUCGACAUGAAUCCUAAAAUUGCAGAUUUCGGCAUGGCUAGGCUUUUUGUGCUUGACCAAACGCAAGCUAAUACAAACAGAAUAGUUGGAACUUAUGGCUACAUGUCUCCAGAGUAUGCAAUGCACGGACAAUUCUCCGUGAAAUCAGACGUAUUUAGUUUUGGUGUUUUAGUUUUAGAGAUUCUUAGUGGACAGAAGAACAACUGCUUUGUUGGAUCAGAUGUUUCUCAGGACCUUCUAAGCUAUGCAUGGAGGCAUUGGAAGAAUGAAUCUGCUUUAGAAUUGUUAGAUUCAACUAUCAAGGAUACAUGUUCUAGAAGUGAAGCGGUGAGAUGCAUCCAAAUUGGGUUACUAUGUGUUCAAGAAAAUGUGGCAGAUAGACCCACAAUGCCAAUGGUCCUCUUAAUGCUCAGUAGCUACACUGUCAGUCUUGAUUUACCUUCAGCGCCUGCAUUUUUUGCUGGUAGUACAAGAUACAUAGAACCAAAAUCGUCUCCAUAUCUAGGCCAAAGUGAAGAACAAGGAAUUCCGCAGGACAAGUCACCUGAUGAAUCGGCAGCAUGGAGCAUCAAUGAAACUUCAAUAAGUGAGCUUUAUCCUAGAUGAGGACGAUCUCUGGGUACAUAAUCUCGUUCUUGUCACGUUCCUUUUAUUUUUCCAGUUGGUUGACACUUAGCAGUACCUAAUCUUUUUCUUUUCUUGUUUGUUAGAGCAUUGGGGAUUAUAAUUCUGGACCAAAGUCUUGAAAUACUGUAUUUUUGCGUAGUAAAAUUUAGGGCCUGUUUGGCACUAUUUUAAAAAAUAGUUUUCAAAACAUACCCUUUUCCCUAGUUUUCAUUUUCUAUAAGACUUUAAUUUUUUUUUUCUUUGAAGCAUUAGACUUUAAAAUGGUGUUUGAUAGGAUUCUUUUCAAAAACAACCAUUUUUGAAGAUACAUUUCAAUAACCAAAACCGUUGGUACUUGUCAAUUCCAUCAAAUGCCUCAAACCGAUUAUGGGUUCUGUAAUAAUUAGUGAAUGUAAUGCAAGAUCGAAAUUUUCUAA